Messenger RNA from Chara braunii, 2639 nucleotides. NCBI's taxonomy places the organism in Eukaryota, Viridiplantae, Streptophyta, Charophyceae, Charales, Characeae. The record is from the annotation of a GenBank genome assembly.
AGCGAGCCCGGGUAGCACCGUGCGCACCACGCACCCACCACCUCCGUCUCCCGACCUCCAAUCGGUUUGCGUGUGUAGCCGUUCCUUGGACCGAGGAGCGGGCACGAGUGCUGAGCUGUCUUGCGCCGCCGCGGGCACAACGGCGGGGGUAGGUGUGCGACACUCGCCGUCUGUACACGUGUCUGCUCGUCGUGCGCACGUCCCGACACCAAGGGGAAGGGGGGGGGCCAGCACGCAAGGCCGACUCUAGUGAGGGGACUGUACUACGCGCGCAGCUCGUUGUCGCACUAGCAGCGGCGCCGAAGGUCAGUUUCACGCUACCGCCGCCAGUCCGCUCUAACACGGUCGCGCUGUGCUCGCGUGUUUCCCCGUCCCCUUCAUUCCAUAGCCGACGCGGCGGCAGCCGCCGGCCGCUCUCCAUAGCCAAGUGCGGCGGCGCAUCUGCGCCCUCCUUCACUCCAUAGCCAAGGCGUGAACAGUCGAGGCCGGCGGCCAUAGCCAGGCAACCAUGGCAGUCGCCACGGUGUCAGGCUUGGUGGCAGGAGUUCUGCGGCUGUCGGUUUCCGAUCCUGUCUCCUCCCCCACACAGAAGGCGCGCUCCUGCUCUGUUAGGGCAUCAUCAUCGCCGAUUGGUAGCUACACGGGAUUGAGAGCAGAUUCUUCCCGCCAAAAUCCCUCGUCCUCGUUCACGAGUGUGAGAGAGAGGGGGGCGGCGUCUCCUCCCUCUCCCUUCUCUCUUGGCCAUGGGUUGACCAUUCGAUGCGCGCGAAUUGCUGGCGUGGAGGUUCCUAACAACAAGAGAAUCGAAACGUCGCUUCAGUACAUCCAUGGCAUCGGUUUGACGACCGCAAAGGCAAUCCUUGCAGAUACCAACUUGCUCAAUAAACGAGUUAAAGAUAUGUCGGAGGAAGAAUUGACCGCAGUUCGGGAGGAGGUUACCAAAUACAUGGUGGAGGGUGAUUUGCGGAGGUUUAACAAUCUGAACAUCAAGCGAUUGAAGGACAUCCGAUGCUAUCGAGGGAUGCGACAUAUCAACAAUCUUCCGUGCAGAGGGCAGCAUACCAAAUGCAAUGCGCGCACCAGGCGAGGGAAGAAGGUCACUGUCGCUGGCAAGAAGAAGGCGCCGAAAUAAGCGGGUCAGCGAUGGUGGCAGCUGGCUGGCUGGUCUGAGAUGGGGCCGGUUUGCGGGUUCUCUGCUGGCAGUUGAGAGUUGGGGUUGGGGGUGAUGUGCUAUAGUUCUUCCCCUGAUGAGGCUAUGUGGCUUGCUGCUCGUUUGUCUAAAUGGUGGUGGAUCGUCAACCUAUACCUGGCUGUGGCUAUUCUGUCGCUAGUUGGCUGUAUGGCUAUUUGGGUCGUUGGCUAUUUGGUUAUGUGGCGGUGUAGCUAUGUUGCUACUUGGCUGAGUGGCAAUGUGGCUAUUUGUCUACGUGGUCCGUGUGUCCCUAGGCAGAUGAUGCGUCUACGUGGCUAAUUGGCUGUCUGGCUACGUGGUUAUCUGGCUGUUUGGCCAUUUGGUUAUGUGGCUAUGUAGCUAUUUGGCUAUAUGGUUACGUGGCUAUUUGGCUAUAUGGUUACGUGGCUAUUUGGCUAUAUAUGGUUACGUGGCUAUUUGGCUAUAUGGUUACGUGGCUAUUUGGCUAUAUAUGGUUACGUGGCUAUUUGGCUGUAUAUGGUUACGUGGCUAUUUGGCUAUAUGGUUACGUGGCUAUAUGGCUAUAUGGUUACGUGGCUAUUUGGCUAUGUAUGGUUGCGUGGCUAUUUGGCUAUAUAUGGUUACGUGGCUAUUUGGCUACGUUGGUCAUGUGUUUCUGGACUGGUUAUGUAUCUACGUGAUACGUGGCUAUGUGACUAUUUGGCGACGUUGCUCUGUGGCUAUUUGGCUAUUUGGCUAUUUGGUAUGUGGCCGUAAAUGGGCUGUUCCAUUCAGAAAUGUUUAACUCUCCGGCCAUGGGUUCCGGCUGGCUAGCUAAAUAGCUGGGGGGCUAUUUAGUGAGUAUGCUAUGCCUGUUGGGCUGUUUGGUUAUUUGGGUUGGUGGCCCAUACAUAGAAUCUCGGGACAUGAGAAGAUUCCAUAUCUGGCGGCGAUUGCGCCUCAUACAUAGACAUUUCAAGGAUCCCAGCAAGCGAGGGAAUGGGUGUGGGUCAAGGAGGAGCCCACUGUAGGUAGAGUGUCCGAGAGAGAAUGGCAGGGAGGGAGAGGUAUGGAGAGGGACAAAGGAAAGAACGGAGAGGAGAGGAGAAACAAACGCAGAGGCGGGAGGAAUCAAAAAGAGAGGGACUCGGUUGGUUAACGUAUGGGAGGGGCCCUUGAAACGUUUAGUCAGUGACACGUGUCACUUAAACGAGUCAUAGGCAUCGGAUUGAUUGCGACCAACCGAGGUAUGUGCAUACGUGGCGUAUAGAGAUUUCCUGAUAGGAGUUAAAGAGAGUUAGUGUUGUUCAGUUCUAAACCAAUUGUCCAUUUCCUUGUUAACAUAUUUGUGUUGAUCGAUUUUUUUGCCGACUUUUUCUGUGCAUUCGUGCGUGUGUAUAUUCAUCUUUGUGUGUGUGUGUGUGUGUGUGUGUGUGUGUGUGUGGGGUGUGUGUGUGUGUGUGUGUGUGUGUGUGUGUGUGUGUGUUCGCGCGCAGGCAUUUCAACG